Molecule: messenger RNA, 1921 nt
Organism: Seriola dumerili (greater amberjack)
Lineage: Eukaryota; Metazoa; Chordata; Actinopteri; Carangiformes; Carangidae
Product: SUMO-conjugating enzyme UBC9-like
Exons: 7
Coding region: 318-794 (158 amino acids)
Biological process (GO): protein sumoylation
Cellular component (GO): nucleus
Molecular function (GO): SUMO conjugating enzyme activity
Source: RefSeq, a predicted model, not a curated record
GGGUCCUUUUUGGCUAUAGGCUAGCUGCCGAAACGAUAUUACGAGUCACAUUGUUUUACACAACUGUGGUAAAUCGUGAAAAGUAACACAAAUAUAUUUCGAUAAGUCUGUUUGGGGAAUGUUGAUAAAGUAGAAGCUUCAAUCGGUUCGGUCUUUUACGCCCUAACUGGCCCAGUAGUUUUGUCUUUGAACGUCGAAGGGUGUGUUUUGUCGUAACGUUAACGUUAGCGCUAGCGUAGCAAACAAGCUAGUCCUCAACCCGACGUAAUUCUGAUAUUUAGCUAAAUAAAAUAAGAGGGAGGCGUUAAUGAGCAACAAUGUCUGGCAUCGCUCUUAGCAGACUGUCCCAGGAGCGCAAAGCCUGGAGAAAAGACCACCCAUUUGGUUUUGUUGCUGUGCCUACCAAGAAUCCUGAUGGGACCAUGAAUCUGAUGAACUGGGAGUGUGCCAUUCCAGGGAAGAAAGGAACCUUGUGGGAGGGAGGACUCUACAAACUCAGAAUGCUUUUCAAAGAUGACUACCCUUCCUCACCACCCAAAUGCAAGUUUGAGCCACCAAUAUUCCACCCGAAUGUCUACCCAUCAGGCACUGUGUGUCUGUCCAUCCUGGAGGAGGACAAAGACUGGAGGCCGGCCAUCACCAUCAAACAGAUCCUGUUGGGGAUCCAGGAGCUGCUGAAUGAGCCUAACAUUCAAGACCCAGCACAAGCAGAGGCUUACACAAUUUACUGUCAGAACAGGAUGGACUAUGAGAAGCGGGUAAGGGCACAGGCCAAGAAGUUUGCCCCCACAUAGAGAGGAGUGUCUGGCCUUUAUCCUGCCAGAGCAGCCUGAACUGACAGAGGUUACAAACAGGAGGCAGGCGGCACCUGAAGGACCACUCCAAUAAGAAUCCAGUUUUGAGUAUUAUUAUACUAUUACACAGAUGACAAGUGAGCCUGUUUUAUUUCUUCCUUCCUUUCUUUUUCUUUUUUUUUCUUUUUCUUUUUUUUUUAAACAACAAAAGAUCAUAAUUUUACUGUCUUCAAGAAAUAUUUAUGCAUUUUAAUGCAUAGCUGAUGAUCCUAGAACUCUGCUGUCAACAUGACCUUUGCUCUUUGUAACUCUUGUAUAAUCCAUAUCUCCAGUUUUGUCAUGAGUGCUGCUGAGCUCACUCAUGCCUCCAUUAAUUCUGUAAAAUCAUGCUAAUGUAAGGACAGCGCUGUAGAAAUAAGAUUUCAUGUCAGAACCACUCUCUGUGUAAUGUUGGUGGGUCGUGGCAGAGGAGCAGUGUUUGCCUAUUCGUAAACUUCCAGUUUUUUAUCAAAUCAUCAAACCCCCGGAAAUAUUGUAGAUAGUGUUUCAUGGAUACGGGAAUAAACUGGGACAGAGCAGUUAGAAGCACAAUGGAAGUCGCUCCUUUCUUUGUGCUGGAGAUCCCUUCUUUCAUUCCUGUCACAUCAGAGUUUCCAAAAGAACAGUAUCAACAGAAUUUAUCAACACGUCAAAUAAAAGUAAAAGACGAUCCUGGCACUUAAAAGGAAAGAAGUGAAGCUCUGUCCACGUCAGAGGAGGGAAGAGCCACGGAUGGAAAAUGGGGCGGGUGGAGUCGGGGCUUUGUUCCUCCAUCAUUCAUCCCUCACUGGGGUGAAACGAAGAUUAACCUAGUGGUGAGAUUCUUUAUGUGAAUCCAACUGGGAACGAAACUAAUUUGUCUGUCACGGUGAUCAACUUAAGUCGCAUUCAACAGCAGUGGGUGUCAUCUGCUUCCCCGCUAUGAGAGAGAGGAGAAGUUGCAUAGUAAAAAAAAAAAUAAUAAUAAUAAUGAUAAGAACUGUUGCUGUGUGUUUGUUUUGGCUCAAUUCAUUCAGUCGUUUUAUCCCAUAUUUCCUAUAAAAAUGAAUAUAAACUUCUAUAAAUCCAAAAAAAAAAAACCUGUUAAG